AUGGAGCGCCGCUCCGAGGACCGAUCGAACCCACCUACCCCUCCGCUCAAGGGCUACCCGUUGCCCAAGGGCUAUCCGUCGCAGUCGCCACAAGGCCUGCGAAAAGCAUCGCCUGGCCCCAACUGGCAGAGCUUGAUUCCGCCCAUGCCCCUGUCGCCCCAGCCGGUGCACGCAGCGUCGCAUCUCCAGCGCCGACACAUGUAUCCACGGGCCGACCCUUCGAGUGACCAUUCCAAAGAGUAUUCCAGAGAGCUCAGCAAGCCAACAGAUCUAUAUUCCGUGCCUGAUCCGACCAAUCCGCUCUCCAAACCUGCGUACGCGAAGCCGGACCUCGUGCUACAAAAAUCACUGAGCGCGGUGUUCACGCUUCAGAACACCGUGCCGCUGGCCCCCGAGAAGCCCCGGACGAAAAAAAUCAAGUACUGCCGCGGGUGUGGUAAGCUCGUUCAGGGCAAGUACGUGCGCGCGCUCGGCCACCCGUACCACAUCGACUGUUUUCAGUGCCACGAUUGCGGAAAGAACUGUGCGGCCAAGUUUUUCACCACCGAGAUCCAGGAUCCAGAGACGAAAACAACCUCCUCCAUCAUUCUCUGCGAAUACGACUACUUUCGGCGCCUCGACAUGCUCUGCCACAAGUGCGAUGCCUCGCUCCGCGGGCUGUACAUCGUCGCCUUGGGCCACAAAUACCACCUAGAGCACUUCACUUGCACCACGUGCAAUCGUAUCUUUGAAAAGGACGAAAACUUCUACGAACAGGCCAGCGGAACCUAUUGCCACUAUGACUACUCCAAGUCCCACGCUUCCUACUGCGAAGGGUGCAAGUGUGCCAUUUUGAAACAGUUUGUGGAAGUGUUUCGCCGCGGGAAGGACGAGCGCUGGCACCCGGAGUGCUACAUGACUCACCGUUACUGGAACGUGGCCAUCACGGCUGAGUGUGCGCAGCUUCCAAUGCCACUCAACGGCCACCGCUUGAACGAGAUAGGCUUGGGCCGCGAGGACUUGUUUAUGUACGAGAACAGGGUUGAGGCGAUGGUGUUCCAGUGCUGGGAUACGCUCACCAAGUUUGAAGGCUCUACUGCCGGUUGCAUCUCGGAGAUGUUACAGUAUCUGACGUCGGGGAAUCAGCUUCAGGGGCUAAUGACGACGGGGGUGCUCAUUUGGAAGGUGGGGCAGUUGUUUACCGCGGUGGAGCAGUUGCACGCGAUGGGCAUACCGGAGGUUGAUCACAAACCACGGCAUCAGCCGGAGCUGGGCAUACUGUUGCACCACCUGGAGAUUGCGCCCGGGCUGGAACAUUCGCCUGAUCCAAACGUUUCGUCCGGGCUGGAGGUUCUUUCGGAGUCCCGUGCGGUAACUCCGCUGAACUCGCCACACUACCCCGUCUUGGGGCUGGAGCCGCGCCACCUCGCGAACAAAAUCUUUGUCUACCUCCAGAAACUCCACAAUGCGCCCGACAGCCCCGACACGGAGACCCACAGGAUGCUUGACCUCAUCACCGUGCUUGCGCACAACUUGAAGUUUGUCAUCCGCUACGCAUUGGUCAGUGCGUUGAACCACAACAAGGCCAGUCACACAACGGUGGCUUUCGAGCGUCUCUUGGAGACGAUUGCGCGGGCGGAAGACGUGCCGCGGGAUAUACCGCAGGUGCUCCAAGCCGCGGGCGCUGCCGAAUGCGGGCGCUGUCAGAAGAGUAUCGACACGGCUGCCAUGAGGCAGGGGGAUAGACGGUGGCAUACGGCGUGCGAGGCACCCGGCCCGGCAAAAGAAAUGCCCUUCCUGACCAGCGACGAGCCUCGCCGCGGGCUGGACACGGGACUUCAGACUAGCAGUGAAUUGCCUAGCCUCGGGCCUAGUCGUAACCACCGGCCUAACCCCGGCCCGGUCUACGAAUCCGAACUCACAUCAUUAAUGCUUCUCCUCAAGCUCGCCUUUACGCGCUCACACACCACCCUCGACACCUCGCCUCAGCUCCCACAGGCCCAGGAGUCCACCUACAACACCACCGUCAGUACUGUAAUGCGGUUAAAAUCCACGCGCGAGAGCAACAAGGUCUCGCGCUCGGUGCGCAAACUGGCGCGCAGCCUGUACGUCGACCCACACGGCGCGUCGUCGCCGACACUGCAGAUGGUCUCCAACAUCGAGGAUGAGCUUGCACGUAAACGAUCGCACAAGACGAACGCGGCGCCACAGAUUACCGCUACAAACGAAAUGUUGAACAAUGAAAUUUCCCUCACCUUGGACGAUAUUCCGCGUAUCGUGGCAGUGGAGCAGGCACGCGAGAUGCGGCCGAACGCGUUUCGCCACGCCGCUGCUGGGACCGGGGCAGCAGCGACGCCCACGGUCAUGCACCGCGCACAGAGCCAGAAGGUGGCCAAGGGCACGUACUACUCAGAAUUGACGGCCCAGGAACACUUUAUUUUGAAGCAUAUUGCCGUGGAAGCGUUGGCCCAGAUUCUUGGUGACGAGUAUCCGCGUGGCGAUUUGUAUGCGUUGAUUCCCACGAAGAAGCAGGCAACGUUUUGGGACAAGUUUCGCCGCGCGGACCACCGUAAGGAGAAGGGCCAGGCGACAGUGUUUGCCGCGCCGCUCGAGGAUCUCACAUCUAAGUAUGGGGUUGAGUCCGAGCUCGGGGCGGGGCCAGCAAAGCUCCAGAUUCCGCUUCUCAUCGAUGACUUGAUCACGUGUCUCAAGACGAGGGACGUAUCGGUGGAGGGUAUCUUUCGCCUCAACGGGAAUAUUAAGCGACUCCGAGAGGCGACAGAGAGCAUCAAUGCGAACCCAAACACGUCGCCAGACUUUUCGGGCGAAUCGGCCAUCCAGUUGGCGGCGCUUUUAAAGAAGUUUUUGCGCGAGAUGCCCGAUCCGUUGAUGACCUUCAACCUUUAUGAACUUUGGAUGGCAGCGUUCCGGCGGUUCACCGACCCGAAGGAGCGACUCCGGGCUAUCCGGUUGAUUUUCUGCUUGUUGCCGCAAUGCAACAGGGACUUGUUGGAAGUUCUCUUGGUAUUUUUCAAGUGGGUGGGCUCGUUUGACGAGAACUCCAAGAUGGAUAUCCACAACUUGGCAACGGUGAUUUCACCCACGAUUCUCUUUGCAAAGCCGAAAGGUGAAAAAAACCUGUCGGGGUACUAUUCGGUCGAGGAAAGUGGGCUGGGGGAUACAUAUUUCUAUGGGAUUGAGAUUGUCAACUUCAUGAUUGAGCUUCACUCCGAGAUCUGCUUUGUUCCGGGAGAAUUGCUUGCAUUGUUCCGGGCUGCUGAGUUUGGCGAGACCGAGCCAACGAAGGAUUUGACGACGAAGGAGAUCUGUGCGAAGAUUGAUGCGGUGGUGAAGGCUCGGCCGGAGGUUUUGGCGGCGGCGGAGGAGGAGGAAGAGAAGGAGGAGACUGGCCCGGAGAAUCAUGAAUUUGCAAGGAGGGUGGAAGUGGAGUGA
Molecule: messenger RNA, 3432 nt
Organism: Babjeviella inositovora NRRL Y-12698
Lineage: Eukaryota; Fungi; Ascomycota; Pichiomycetes; Serinales
Gene: LRG1
Product: Lrg1p
Exons: 1
Coding region: 1-3432 (1143 amino acids)
Biological process (GO): regulation of small GTPase mediated signal transduction; signal transduction
Cellular component (GO): cytoplasm
Molecular function (GO): GTPase activator activity
Source: RefSeq, a predicted model, not a curated record